AUGGAGAAGAUUGUAAAAGGCGCCACAAAAAUCAAGUUGGCUGCGCCCAAGUCCAAGUACAUCGAGCCCAUACUGUCUGCCACGCAUGGCGGAGAAUCAGGUGCCGCCGAAGUCUUCCGUACUCUGCAACUUCGUCUGCGAGACUCGACAUGGACCAUUGUCUUCAAGGCGUUAAUCGUGGUCCAUCUCAUGAUAAGAGAGGGUCAGCCCGAGGUUACUUUGAGGUACAUAUCCGAAUCGCCCAAGAGGUUGGCAAUCAGCAGUUUCACAGAAGGUCAAACUCAAGGUCUUAAUAUCCGAAGGUACUCGGAAUACUUGUUGGAGCGAGUGCGAGCCUUCCGUGAUACCAAGACAGACUUCGUCAAGUCAGGAGCUGGGAAGAUGCGCAGACUGACGGUCGAGAAAGGGCUGUUGAGGCAAACCGAGAUUGUGCAGGAUCAAAUCGAGGCGUUGGUGCGAUGUGAUUUGCUGGGCACCCAUGAUCCGGAUAACGAAAUUUCACUGACGGCUUUUCGUCUUUUAACGCUGGACUUGCUGGAGCUCUUCAAGGUGAUGAACGAGGGCACUAUCAAUGUUCUAGAACAUUACUUCGAGAUGUCCCGUCCUGAUGCUGAGCGGGCGCUGCAAAUUUACAAGACCUUUGGCAGGCAGACGGAAAUGGUGGUGCAAUAUCUCAGCCUUGCUAGACAGUAUGAAAUGUCGACUCGCUUGGAGGUUCCACGAUUGAAGCACGCACCAACCACCCUGACGAAUGCUCUGGAAGAAUAUCUUAAUGAUCCGGACUUUGAGCUCAAUCGAAGACAAUAUCUGGCGCAGCAAGAAGCGAAAAGAACCGGGAAGCCAGUUUCUGCCGCUCCAUCAUCCAAUCCCUUCGACAAGCCGGCAACAAAAGAAGCUGCAGCGACAUCAUCUGUAGCCAAACCGCAACCCUUGCAGUCACCGCCUAAAGGUCCAGCACCAGAUCUGAUUGACUUCUUUGAGUCCAUUGAGCAGAACCAGCAAACAAUGGGUCAAGCAAACUUCAAUCCGCAGCCUCAAUUUCAGCAGGGAACACCCCAAGCCCAGUCAUAUCAGCAAGCACCUGUGCCUCUCCAGAUGGGGUACAAUCCCUUUCUGCAGCAACAGCAGACGUUCCAAAGUCAGGCUCUGCCGCAGGCUCAGACUCAACCUCUGCAAACAGAUUUCACAGGGGCAGGGUUCGGUGGAUAUGGAGCUCAGCCACAGCAGCAGGUACCGCCAGCAGGGGGAUUCCAGUUUUCCACACAGCUGUCACCGAUCCCUCAGAACGGCGUGGCGAACUUCCAGUCACAAUCGUUUCCGUCGGCUCCGCUGUCUCCAAUACAACCACAGCAAACAUCCACCAAUCCGUUCCGGCAGUCCACGAUGAAUACCGGAAGCACUCCAUUUUCCCCUGUCAGUCCUCCUGCUCCUGCCCGGUCGUCGACCAAUCCAUUUGCGAAGCACAACACUGGUGCCAUUCCCAACCACGACCACACGGCAGGGACCAUGCACGACCAGACAACCCUCUCUCCAAUCUCUCCAGAGCAACCUUUUCCUUCGAACCCAUCCUUCCUCUCGUCUCCGCCGCCUCUCCAACCUCAAAGAACAGGUACGAAUCCGUUCGCGAAGAACCGGCCGACAACGUCUGGAGGUCCAGUGACAACAAACGUGACGGGAAGCACCAAUCCAUUCCGACAAAGCGCCUUUGUCAAUCAACAGACAGGUCAGGGCUGGCAGCAUAGCAAUCAGGGCACGCUGUUGGGAUUUGACGUGAAUAAUGUAGACACGGUGCCAGUAUUUCCAAGGCCCGGACACGGUUAA
Messenger RNA from Cladophialophora psammophila CBS 110553, 1821 nucleotides. RefSeq lists its product as uncharacterized. Gene Ontology annotation, molecular function: 1-phosphatidylinositol binding; SNARE binding; clathrin heavy chain binding. Gene Ontology annotation, biological process: clathrin coat assembly; vesicle budding from membrane; clathrin-dependent endocytosis. Lineage: Eukaryota; Fungi; Ascomycota; Eurotiomycetes; Chaetothyriales; Herpotrichiellaceae. The transcript has 5 exons. Bases 1 to 1821 code for a protein of 606 amino acids. Gene Ontology annotation, cellular component: clathrin-coated pit; clathrin-coated vesicle. The record is from RefSeq and is a predicted model, not a curated record.